UAAAUCUGUAAAGAAAAAAGAAUUUUGAAAAAAAAAAAAAGGGAAGAGACCAAAUUCUCCAGAUUUCAUCUUCUUCAAGUCCUCAACCCCUCUCACCUUCUGGGGCCCGAUUUGGUGCAGAUAACUGUAUUAAUCCAUGCAUUUUCCUCUUUGAGAUUUACUGUUAAUGAACAGAUUCCUCUGAUAGGUGGAAAGCUCUCUAGAGAUUCGCUCUGUAAUUAAUUGCAUUGAAGUGGGGCUUAUCGGGUGUGCGUAGCCAGAUGAACGGGGUUGGUGGCUCUCGCUUCCCCAUUGUGUUCAUUGUCUUAUGUUCAUGCGUUGCUCCUUUGAUUUUAUUUGCUGGCCGCGGCCUCUAUACCUCUGUUGAACUUGAUCAACAUCAAUUUUCAACCUUUUCAGGCAAAGAGGUGUUUGAUGUAAUCAAAACCAGUGCAGAGGAUUUGGGGCAAGUCAUUCCUGAUUCCUUCAAAAAGAACAAUUUAUUGGCUUCAUGGAGAUUUGUUAGACAAGAAGUCUUGGCUAAGAAUAAUUCCACCUAUUUGGAGGUUGGGAUGAUGUCAAAUAAAAUAGCUAGCCAUCUCAAACAAAAUACCUCAAGAGGGAAGCAGGAUGUCUCUUUAGAUGAUGAACAUUCUCAGUUGCUGGAUUCACCUGCUAAACUAGCCAGGAGGCAAUUGAGGCAGAAAAGACGUGAAAAACAUGUUGCUGGUUUCGUGAAACGAGAUGAUGAAGUGACUGUAAAGCUUGAAAAUGCAGCCAUGGAACGUUCUAAGUCAGUUGACUCUUCUGUUCUGGGGAAGUACAGUAUAUGGAGGAAGGAAAUUGAGAAUGAGAAUUCUGAUUCAACAGUACGCUUAAUGAGAGAUCAAAUGAUUAUGGCAAGGGUAUACAUUAGUAUUGCAACAUCUAAGAAGAAGCUCGACUUAGCAAAUGAGUUAGAACUACGAUUUAAAGAAAUUCAGCAUGCCUUGGGGGAUGUAAGUGCUGAUUCUGAUCUACCCCACAGUGCACAUGAAAAAAUAAAAGCUCUGGACCAAGUGCUAUCAAAAGCACGUGAACAACUAUAUGACUGCAAACUGGUUACUGAGAAGCUGAGAGGCAUGUUGCAAACUGCAGAUGAGCAAGUCAGGAGUUUGAAGAGGCAAAGCACAUUUUUGAGCCAAUUAGCUGCCAAGAUGCUUCCAAAUGGGAUCCACUGCCUAUCCAUGCGCUUAACUAUUGAUUAUUACCACCUCCCUCUUGAAAAAAGGAAAUUUCCUAAAAGCGAGAAUCUUGAAAACCCAGACCUUUACCAUUAUGCCCUCUUUUCUGACAAUGUUUUGGCUGCUUCUGUCGUUGUCCAUUCAGCUGUCAUGAAUGCUAAGGAACCUGAGAAACAUGUGUUUCAUCUUGUCACUGAUAAAUUAAACUUCGGAGCUAUGAACAUGUGGUUCUUGUUAAACCCACCUGGAAAUGCUACCAUCCAUGUUGAAAAUGUUGAUGAGUUUAAGUGGCUGAACUCUUCUUAUUGUGUUGUUCUCCGACAACUUGAGUCUGCAGCAAUGAAGGAAUAUUAUUUCAAGGCUGCUCAUUCAACCACCCUUUCUGCUGGUUCUUCUAAUUUAAAGUACAGGAACCCAAAAUACCUUUCCAUGCUUAAUCACCUCCGAUUUUAUCUCCCUGAGGUUUAUCCAAAGUUGGAUAAAAUCCUUUUUCUUGAUGAUGACAUUGUUGUUCAGAAAGACUUGACCCCAUUGUGGUCCAUCGAUCUUCAUGGAAAAGUGAAUGGUGCAGUUGAAACCUGUGGUGAGAGCUUUCACCGUUUUAACAAGUAUUUGAAUUUCACAAAUCCCCACAUUGCCAGAAACUUUGAUCCAAAUGCUUGUGGAUGGGCAUAUGGGAUGAACAUGUUCGAUCUUAAGGAAUGGAAGAAGAGAGACAUAACUGGCAUUUACCACAAAUGGCAGAACAUGAAUGAGGAGAGGGCUCUGUGGAAGCUAGGGACUUUGCCUCCUGGGCUGAUCACAUUUUAUGGGCUUACACAUCCUCUUGACAAAUCAUGGCAUGUCCUAGGUCUGGGAUAUAGCCCCAGCAUUGAUCGGAAAGAGAUUGAAAAUGCUGCUGUUAUUCACUAUAACGGGAAUAUGAAACCAUGGCUAGAGUUGGCAAUGACAAAGUACAAGUUAUACUGGUCCAAGUAUGUAAAAUUUGAUCAUCCCUACUUUCGUGCGUGUAAGCUAAGUGAAUGAAAAGCAUGAUGCAAUCAGGUUGCUUCUUUCACUACUUGGAUCAUCUUAUAUGGUAGGUAGGCUGUACACUUCUUUCUCACCCAUGUUGCCGAUUUCUUUCUCUCAUUGUUUAUUCUUGCCAUUCUAUUAUUUCAUUCGUUAUAUAUACACUUAUACCUACCCAUUCAAGAUCUGUACUGUUAUGCCUGGCUACCUGCAAAUGCUUGUGGACCUAAAAUAAAAAUGAACAGCUAACAUGUGUUGUAGAAUUUACUCCCUGUGGGCAUUGAACAUAAAUGUUCCACCCCUUCUUUGUA
Molecule: messenger RNA, 2524 nt
Organism: Ipomoea nil (Japanese morning glory)
Lineage: Eukaryota; Viridiplantae; Streptophyta; Magnoliopsida; Solanales; Convolvulaceae
Product: polygalacturonate 4-alpha-galacturonosyltransferase-like
Exons: 10
Coding region: 261-2228 (655 amino acids)
Molecular function (GO): polygalacturonate 4-alpha-galacturonosyltransferase activity
Source: RefSeq, a predicted model, not a curated record